This is a messenger RNA of Magnolia sinica, 1472 nucleotides long. RefSeq names its product polygalacturonase-like. The transcript has 5 exons. The record is from RefSeq and is a predicted model, not a curated record. Gene Ontology annotation, biological process: carbohydrate metabolic process. NCBI's taxonomy places the organism in Eukaryota, Viridiplantae, Streptophyta, Magnoliopsida, Magnoliales, Magnoliaceae. Gene Ontology annotation, molecular function: polygalacturonase activity. Bases 198 to 1352 code for a protein of 384 amino acids.
UCAAUUUUAUAAGUUUUUUUUUUUUUUUCCUUUUAGAUCUUUUCUAUUUGCAUUUCUUUCUUUCUUAUUGCUUUCUUUUUCUAUUUUAGUUAUGUUUUUCUAAGUUCCCUCUAACCCAAGCUAGAAGGGAAGCACAUGGGAUUAAUAAUUCUUUAAGUUAUGAUGAUUGAUUGUUUUAAUGAUGAGAAGAAUGGUGUAUGCAUGUUAUCUAUUGUUUAAGUUUUGUUUUUUAUCCUCUUGUGAGAUCUAUAUCCUACAACAUAAUGAACUUUGGGGCAAAAGCCGAUGGUAGGACCGACACAACCAGACCAUUUCUUAGUGCAUGGUCUGCUGCUUGCGCCUCAUCUCAGCCUGCAACAAUCCUAGUGCCCCGUGGAUCCUAUUUGCUGGGCCCCAUAAACUUCAAAGGCCCAUGUAAAAAUACAAAAAUCACUAUUCAGAUCGACGGCACCUUCAUCGCUCCAUCCAAUUACGCAUCACUAGGACCAUCUGGCCACUGGCUGUAUUUCGAUACUGUUCAGGGCGUUUCGAUCUAUGGUGGGACCCUCGAUGGACAGGGAAAGGGCCUAUGGGCCUGCAAAGCGGGCAAUCAGAAUUGCCCAGCUGGCGCAGAGUCACUAACCUUCCACAACGCCAAAGACAUCUUAAUCAGCGGCCUAACAUCGAUCAACAGCCAGCUCUACCACGUGGUGAUCAACGGUUGCCAAAGCGUGAUGAUCCAAGGGGUCAAGAUCAUCGCACCUGGCAACAGCCCCAACACGGACGGCAUACAUGUGCAGCAAUCAAGGGGCGUGACUAUCACUCGCACAGGCAUUAAGACGGGCGAUGAUUGCAUCUCGGUGGGCCCAGGCACAAUGAACUUGUGGGUCGAGCAAAUCUCUUGUGGGCCCGGGCACGGCAUCAGCAUCGGAAGCCUUGGGAAGCACCUCCAAGAAGCAGGGGUGCAAAACGUGACUGUAAAAAAUACCGUAUUUGAGGGAACCUCGAACGGACUGAGGAUAAAAUCGUGGGGAAGGCCCAGCUAUGGGUUCGUCAGAGGCGUCGUUUUUCAGAACGCUAUCAUGAAAAAUGUCAAAAACCCCAUCAUAAUCGACCAAAAUUACUGCCCUCACAACCAAGGUUGCCCUGGCCAGCAUUCGGGUAUAAGAAUCAGUCAAGUGAAAUAUAGCAACAUCCAAGGAACUUCUGCAACUAAAGUGGCGGUGAAAUUCGAUUGCAGUGCGGUCAAUCCAUGCAAAGCCAUUGGUUUGCAGGAUGUGAAGCUUACUUAUCAGAAUCAGCCGGCACAAUCUUUCUGUAAGAACGCUGAUGGAACGUCUGGCGGUUUUGUGGUCCCACCAAGCUGUCUGUAAAUCAUCGUCUUCAUCAUAUAAACAUUGUCCCAAUUAAUUGGGGUAGGCUAUAUAGCUGUCUGUAAACAUACAGGGACUUUUCCCCUCUACCAUCUAAUUAAAACUCGUGAUUAUGUAGAA